UCUUACUUCUCACCCUCUCACCUGGAAAGGCAGCUCUGUGGGCCCGGCCUCCUGGCUGGCUUGGGCGGGGGGCACCCCUGUGCCUGCAGGGACUUCGGCAGCAGUGCUGCUUCCUCAUACCUGAGCCGUCCGCAGCUGCACGCAGCACUCCCAGCCUGAGCACACUAUUUAAGGCCAGUACACCAGAGCGGGCUGUGAGUCACGGCCCCCAGAGGGCAGCGGCAGCUCCAGGCACCCCAGCGCCCGGCUCCUGCUGGAAGGGACCCUUCCCCUCGCCAUGGCCUCCCCGGGGCAGAUCAUCUUCUGGAGCAUUAUUAGCAUCAUCAUUAUUCUGGCUGGAGCAAUUGCACUGAUCAUCGGUUUUGGUAUUUCAGGGAGACACUCCAUCACAGUAACUACUCUCACCUCAGCUGGGAGUAUCGGGGAGGAUGGAAUCCUGAGCUGCACUUUUGAACCCGACAUAAAGCUUUCUGAUAUUGUGAUACAGUGGCUCAAGGAAGGUGUUAUGGGCUUGGUCCAUGAAUUCAAAGAAGGCAAAGAUGACCUGUCAGACCAGGAUGAAAUGUUCAGAGGCCGGACAUCUGUGUUUGCUGAUCAAGUGAUAGUUGGAAAUGCUUCUCUGAGAUUGAAAAAUGUGCAACUCACAGAUGCUGGCACCUAUAAGUGUUACGUCAUCACUUCUAAAGGCAAGGGGAAUGCUAACCUUGAGUAUAAAACUGGAGCCUUCAGCAUCCCAGAGAUGAAUGUGGACUAUAAUGCCAGCUCAGAGAGGUUAUGGUGUGAAGCUCCCCGAUGGUUCCCCCAGCCUACAGUGGUCUGGGCAUCUCAAGUUGACCAGGGAGUCAACUUCUCAGAAGUCUCCAAUACCAGCUUUGAACUGAACUCUGAGAAUGUGACCAUGAAGGUUGUGUCUGUGCUCUACAAUGUCACAAUCAACAACACAUACUCCUGUAUGAUUGAAAAUGAUAUUGCCAAAGCUACAGGGGAUAUCAAAGUGACAGACUCUGAGGUUAAAAGGUGGAGCCGCCUACAGCUGCUGAACUCAAAGGCUCCCUUGUGUGUGGUAUCUUUCUUUGCCAUCAGCUGGGUACUUCUGCCUCUCUCUCCUUACCUGAUGCUAAAAUAAUGUGCCCUGGCCACACAGAAACAUGCAAAGUCGCUGGUAUGACAGAAUCCCAGGAAUCUAAAGAACUAUUUCACCACAAGAUACGACCUAGUUUUAUAUUUCUGGGGGAAAUGAAUUCAUGUCUAAAAGUUUGGAGUGAACAAAUAAGACAAGAAGCAAAAAGAAGCCAAAAGCAACCCACAGAAGACUCCAAUAUAAAUAAAUCUUUCAUUAAGGACAUUUACUAAAAGUUGGGAAAACAAUUCAUCUGAACUACAGAAGUGUGUUAAAACUGCUAAGUGCAUGUGGAGACAUGUAUCUCCAUAUCUUAGGGGCUCCAUUACCUAUCCCCUCCCAGGGAGUGAAAGGAUGGGAUAUUGAAUCUCCCUUGUCUCUGAAUCUUUAGUUACAUUGCUGUAAUGUUGCUCUAAGGACAUUCCCAGAAAGUUUUUAAUGUAAUAUAUCCAUGUAUUAUAAUCCACAAAUUAAGCUGCUAGUCAGCUACUACUUCAUAAUUCAGAGAUGGCUGCAUUUAGUGAUGGGUCAAAAUGAUGUAAUUCUUAGUAUGAUGCUUCUAAAAGGUCCUGGAGUCUCCUCCCACCUGACAAAUGCUAAAGAAUGUGGAAAAUGAUGAUAAUUUUAACAUUAAAAUGUAGUUGGGUGACACUGA
Molecule: messenger RNA, 1775 nt
Organism: Manis pentadactyla (Chinese pangolin)
Lineage: Eukaryota; Metazoa; Chordata; Mammalia; Pholidota; Manidae
Gene: VTCN1
Product: V-set domain containing T cell activation inhibitor 1
Exons: 6
Coding region: 278-1126 (282 amino acids)
Source: RefSeq, a predicted model, not a curated record